This is a messenger RNA of Procambarus clarkii (red swamp crayfish), 731 nucleotides long. Lineage: Eukaryota; Metazoa; Arthropoda; Malacostraca; Decapoda; Cambaridae. The record is from RefSeq and is a predicted model, not a curated record.
UUGUGGUGCUGGAGAUGGGCAGGAACCUGGUGCCAACCUCCAUAAAGCAGGGGGACGACGUUUACUUCGAGUGCCGGGUGACAGCCAACCCGCAACCCUACAGAGUGAGCUGGGAGAAGAACAGCGAGGAGGUGAAGCCCAAUCAGACGGCCGGGGUGAUCCUGAGUGGCAACAGUCUUGUGCUGCAACAGGUGGAGAGAUCGAGUGCGGGAGAGUACACCUGCUCGGCCACAAACACUCAGGGAACUCAACUCUCAAAUCCUGUCAGACUCGAUAUUAUGUACCCGCCCGAGUGCAUGGUGGACAAGCCGACAGUGCUGGCCGUGGGCCGAGGCGAGAGGGUCAACAUAUCCUGCCGAGUAGCCAGCAAUCCCCCCAGAGCGACCUUUCAUUGGCGUCUCAACGGGUCGGAGAGGACCUACACGUCGAAGGGUGAGCCGCUACCGUGGGGACACCUAGCCUCUCACUACACCUUCGUCGGCGCCUCGGACAAGGACUACGGCAUGCUUCACUGUUGGGCUAACAACUCCAUAGGCAUCCAGGACAACCCUUGCGUCUUCCAGAUCAUUCCAGCCGAACCUAUGAAUACCUCGCCCAAACCUAUGAAUACCUCGCCCAAACCUAUGAAUUCCUCGCCCAAACCUAUGAAUUCCUCGCCCAAACCUAUGAAUUCCUCGCCCAAACCUAUGAAUUCCUCGCCCAAACCUAUGAAUUCCUCGCCAAACCUAUGA